AUGCCCGUACACAACAUCCAAACAGAAGACGAGUUCCAGCGCGCAAUUUCAGAGCACGGCCUCGUCAUUGUCGACUUUUUCGCCACGUGGGACGUCGACUCAAAGACCCUCGCUCCCAUCUUUGUUGAGCAGUCGAACCGCGAUGACCUCCAGGACGUCGUCUUUGCCAAAGUCGACGUGGACGAGCUGGCAGCCCUGACGGGCCGGCUGGGCGUUGCGUCUACACCUACCUUCUUCCUGUACAGGAAUGGGCACAAGGCUUUCGAGUCCGUGGAGCCGGGGCCGCAGGGAUUGCUGCAGUUUAUAGGCGAGGCCAAGUAG
This is a messenger RNA of Ustilaginoidea virens, 321 nucleotides long. RefSeq lists its product as uncharacterized. The coding region runs from base 1 to 321 and encodes 106 amino acids. The record is from RefSeq and is a predicted model, not a curated record. Lineage: Eukaryota; Fungi; Ascomycota; Sordariomycetes; Hypocreales; Clavicipitaceae. The transcript has 3 exons.